Molecule: messenger RNA, 1551 nt
Organism: Linnemannia hyalina
Lineage: Eukaryota; Fungi; Mortierellomycota; Mortierellomycetes; Mortierellales; Mortierellaceae
Source: the annotation of a GenBank genome assembly
AUGCCUCGCAUGCGCAGGAUUGCACUAGUGUGUUGCUUCCUCUCCAUCUGUCUGGUCAUUGUUGUCCGCCUACCCUCAAGACAUCUGCUGUAUGGAAUUCUCGAACAAGACCCACACGAUGCGGAACGUAUUAUGAUGGAGAGAUAUGCUCACAGUCUCCAGUUCAAGGGUAAAGUCAGGAUAAAGUCUCUCGCCACGGCUCUUGAGGACGAUCGCAGCGAUGACAUUGAACUCCUGCCCAAGAAAUUGACAAAGAAGGAGCGAAGCACCACCGUCUACUUCCCUCCUGCCUGCAAGAACGGGCGCCACUGGCAGAUCUGUAAAAAGAUCGUUCCCAGCUUCAUGAUUGCCGGUGCUGAGCACAGCGGCGCCGACGUUCUCUACGAGGCCUUCCGGACCCACCCCCAGGUGUGGGACCUGGUCAAGUCGAACGAGAUGUAUGAAAGGACUGGAAAUGCUUCAAUGCUGGAAAUGCCAGAGAACCAGGAGACGCCCUUCUUUGGAUCUCGGAGCUACAACGACCUCGACCCAGCCACAAAGAACUUGGAGUGGUACCUCCAGUACUUCCCCUCCAUCAAGGACAUCCCCAUCACCUCCCACAACCCAGUGCUUUCAGGAGAGUCGGUCCCUCACAUCCAGCACUAUGGUCUUGGACACGUCAACAUGGACCAUCAGGAACAGUCCCAGAACAACCAAAAGAUUCUUGUCGGCGAGUGCGCCCCAAGCUAUCUUCACAUGGACGGCGCCAGCAAGAGGAUCGCAAGCACCAUGCCAGAAAUCAAGGCUGUCUUCAUCUUCCGCGACCCAAUCGAUCGCGCCUAUCUUAACUAUCUGGAGCAGAAGCAAUACGCCGCUGGAUAUAGUUUCGAGGAGAUCGUUGCGGAAGAACUUUUGAUUCUCAAGGAGUGUAUCGCACGUCCAGGAAGCAAAAAGUGGACCGAGUUCUUGAAGUGUCAUUCAGAGGAGGCCACCAAGACCGCCAAGAGGAUGGCUCUUCCCAACCGACCUAGGUCCAGCAACGCCAGAGAUCCACCUGCACCAUUGCUCAAUUUGAUUGUCAAGGGUCUCUACUAUUCUCAGCUGCACGAAUUUGUCAAGUACGUGCCAUUUACCAAGAUUUUGGUGCUGAGGACAGAGGAUCUCUACAACAAAAAAUCGACCGUUUCGACCAUGGUCCGUCUGUCGCACUUUCUGAACCUCGACCCCGCUCCGUUCAUGAACUUUCCAAUUGAGAUCGGAACGGACCCAAUGGCACCACUUCGACAUGGAGGCGCAGGGUACAACAAGGUCUUUGGGUCUAACGGAAUUAUGAUUCAGGAUGAGGAGGAUUUGUUGACGAUGAACGACGAUCCCGAGCUCGAGUACGAACGCAGAGGACCCUCAGGCUCGACUGGCUCGUUGCCACAGCAGGUCUUUUCCGAUCCACCUCUGGAGUUGGCAACUCGGUUCCGUUUGCAACGGGUCUUUGAGCCAUUCAACCAAAAGCUGGUUGAUAUGUUUGAGCAUCGACAGGACUUUCCAGGAUGGGAGUAUGAUGUGGAUCGCGGAUAA